Molecule: messenger RNA, 2197 nt
Organism: Salvia hispanica
Lineage: Eukaryota; Viridiplantae; Streptophyta; Magnoliopsida; Lamiales; Lamiaceae
Source: RefSeq, a predicted model, not a curated record
AUGUCCAUCCUCACAAUCUUGUUUCUCCUUCUCAUUUCCACAGCAUCAGAAGCUCAAAGAAGAUCCUCCAACAUCAGCUUAGGCUCUUCCCUCACACUCACCUCCAACUCCACAUGGCCUUCCCCCUCCGGCGUCUACGCCUUCGGAUUCUUCCCCCAACAAGUCAACAACUACGCUGUUGGCAUCUUUCUUCCCGACAAAACCGUCGUCUGGACAGCGAAUAGGGACACCAAUCCAACCGUCCCCAACGACACAGUCUCCCUUCUAUUAUCUCCCGAGGGCGGGCUAGUCCUCCGCCGGAGACAAGGCCAAGACAUAAACGUCAUCAGCCUAUCCACAACCAUCGCCUUGGCAUCAAUGCAUGACAACGGCAACUUUGUUCUCUAUGAUUCCGAUUCAAGAAUCAUCUGGCAAAGCUUCGACAACCCGACCAGCAACCUCCUCCCCAGCCAGCGCAUCUCUAAUGGGCAAGAGAUCUUCUCCAGCGCCUCCGAGACCGACUACGGAAGAGGUAAUUUCAGGCUGAAGAUGCAGACCGAUGGAUACCUCGUGCAGUAUCCUAUCAACACACCGGACAUAGAUCCAUACGCUUACUAUGUUCAAAAGCCAGACGGAGCAGUUAACGUCUCUCUCAACCUCGACAGCGACGGCCGCCUUUAUCAGCUCAACGGUAGCUUGCCUCUACGGAAUAUAUCCAAUGGUCGACUCCCUACGGAAGGAUACAUCAAUUUCAUGAGGCUCGACGUCGGAGGAAUCUUCCGCAUCUACUCUCUGUCUCUCGGUGAUCUCAACUUGACCAGGAGAUGGUCCUAUACGGAGGACGAGUGUGUUCCUAAAGGUAUCUGUGGAAUCAACGCCUUCUGCAUUCUGUUGGAUAAUAAGCCAGAUUGUCAAUGUCUUCCCGGUUUCUUCUUUGCUAAGUCCGGAAACCACAAAGCCGGCUGUUCGAGAAACUUCUCGGCGCAGGGCUGUUCCAAAACAGACAAUAGACUGAACUGCCAAAAGCAGAAGCUUCCGUUAAGAUUCGGGAGAAGGUCUCUACAAGACUCAAACAUGGCUCUCAUUCGCUUUGGUAAAAACAUGGUACCCGACAUUGGAGGCGAUUCCGACAGUAAAACAAUCAUCAAGAAAGAGCAGCGUAUGGACAUCCUCGUCAUCGGAAUUGUUCUCAUGUCUAUAGGCAUCUUGGCGUUGUCAAUUUCUGUGAUCUUUGUUCGCCAGAAAGAGAAGAAAUACUACAAGAUCGGUAAGGAAAAUGGAGAUAACUUUGUCGAGGGCCUUUCGCUGCAAGUGUUCACAUUUGAGCAUCUGUCCGAAGCAACAAACGGCUUCAAGGAAGAGCUGGGGAGAGGAUCAUCUGGCACAGUUUUCAAAGGUGUUAUGCAGCAGAAAAUGGUGGCAGUUAAGAGGUUGGAGAAAGAAUUCACACAAGGAGAGAUGGAGUUCCAGACUGAGUUGAAGACGAUUGGGAAGAUGUAUCACCGGAACCUAGUCCGGCUCCUAGGUUACUGCUUUGAUGGAGACAACAAACUGUUGGUGUUUGAGUACAUGAGCAACGGAUCCCUGGCGGACAUACUUUUCAAUCAAGAGAAUCGUCUGAGCUGGGAGGAAAGGAUUGAGAUAGCUCGAGAUAUAUCGAGGGGGAUAUUGUAUCUGCACCAUGAGUGUGAGACGCAGAUCAUUCACUGCGAUAUAAAGCCUCAGAACAUACUCAUGGACAACAAAUGGUGUGCUAAGAUAUCGGACUUUGGGCUGGCGAAGCUCCUAAAGCAAGAUCAGACUAAUACGUAUACUGAGAUAAGAGGGACUAAGGGCUAUGUAGCACCAGAGUGGUACCAAAAGCAGGCUAUCACGGUGAAAGCAGAUGUUUAUAGCUUCGGAGUGAUGCUCCUGGAGAUCAUAUGCUGUAGGAAGUGCGUUGAUUGGAGCAUGAGCGAGGAAGAGGCGAUUCUUGAGGAAUGGGUUUACGACUGUUAUGUAACGGGUAAAAUUGGGAAUCUGGUGGGGGAUGAGAUGGUGGAGGAGAGGAAAAUGGAGAGGAUGGUGAAGAUAGGGAUAUGGUGUGUGCAAUAUGAUCCGUCGCUGCGUCCAACUAUGAAGAAAGUUCUGCUAAUGUUGGAGGGAACUGUCGAGAUUCCGAUACCUCCAUGUCCGAGUUCUUUCUUAAGUUCUAUCUAGUUUCAAGCGUACACGGUAU